This is a messenger RNA of Columba livia (rock pigeon), 7206 nucleotides long. RefSeq names its product lipin 2 (gene LPIN2). Bases 214 to 2976 code for a protein of 920 amino acids. The record is from RefSeq and is a predicted model, not a curated record. Gene Ontology annotation, biological process: cellular response to insulin stimulus; triglyceride biosynthetic process; positive regulation of transcription by RNA polymerase II. Gene Ontology annotation, cellular component: endoplasmic reticulum membrane; cytosol; nucleus. NCBI's taxonomy places the organism in Eukaryota, Metazoa, Chordata, Aves, Columbiformes, Columbidae. The transcript has 20 exons. Gene Ontology annotation, molecular function: transcription coactivator activity; phosphatidate phosphatase activity.
GUUUCUGUGUGAGGUUUCUUAAAGAAGCACUUCCUUUUUAAUCAUAAUAGUGCGUGGGAAAGUAUACCAAACAUUCUGCUCUUAGAGACCAGAAGAUUUUAUGUAUUUCUUCUGCUUCUAUGGAAAGAGAAGAAAUGCUGAUACAACAUUCUGUUAUGGCUCUAAGUUUUGCAUUUACCUGUGCUUUGGAAAGAUAGUUUCCCAUUCUCUGAGAUGCAUUUCUCAGAAAAGGAUGGUUUUGAAGAUGACUUCAAUAGAAGGGUUGUUGCUGCCCAUGAAAGGGUUCCUUCUGGAAUCUUGUCUCAGACUAUGAACUACGUAGGACAACUCGCAGGGCAAGUCCUGGUUACUGUGAAGGAGCUGUACAAAGGCAUUAAUCAGGCCACCCUUUCAGGAUGCAUUGAUGUCAUUGUGGUCCGGCAGCAGGACGGUACAUACCAGUGUUCUCCUUUUCAUGUCCGAUUUGGGAAGCUUGGUGUCUUGCGCUCUAAAGAAAAAGUGAUUGAUAUAGAAAUUAAUGGCGAUGCUGUUGAUCUUCAUAUGAAACUGGGUGACAAUGGAGAAGCUUUCUUUGUACAAGAAACUGAGGAAGAAAAUGAAAAAGUUCCUGCACAUUUGGCAACAUCUCCAAUACCUACUGAAGACCAGUUUUUCAAAGACACUGACAAUCAUUUGAAAUCAGGUGAAAAUGAGAGGACAACAUGUGCAAACUCAGAAAUUCCACACACUGUGGAAACAGAGACUGUAUUCACCCCAGGUUCUGUGAAAAAGAAAAAAAGAAGAAGAAAGAAAUAUAAACAAGAUAGCAGGAAGGAAGAUCAGAUCUCUUCUACUGGGACGGAAGAGAUUUUUGAAAUGGAAAUAAGCUCAGAUGAUGAAAAAAGUGUUCAGCCCCUAAGAGGAUCCUCAAAUUCAUCACCAAAGAGUGAAGAACAGAAAGAAUCUUUGAUUUAUCACUCAAAGGAUCAUUACCCCUUAUCUGAUGGAGAUUGGUCCCCCCUGGAGAACCCUUUCUCUGAGCCAGUCUGCCCUAAAAGUGAUUCAGAACUAGAAGUUAAACCUGCUGAGAGCUUGCUCAGAUCUGAAUCUCAUAUGGAAUGGACAUGGGGAGGAUUCCCAGAAUCAACCAAGAUAAGCAAGAAAGAGAAACUGGAACAUCCCAGAACAGCUACCAUUACUCCAUCAGAGAAGACUCAUUUUAGGGUCAUCCUCAGGUCUGAUGAAGUUGAAGAUUAUGAUGAUGUGAAAGAUUCUGUCUGUACAGUACUGAAACCUGAGCCAAGAACUCAUCCUCUGCUUAAGCAGAUGGAUGUUAAAGAUUCUCUUGCUUCUGCAAUCACAGAACCGCAAGAUCCCUUGCCAUUAGAUGCUGAUCAUAGUUCUCGACUGUUGGUGGACCCUUUACCAGAAACAAAGCCAAUAGCAAAAACUGACUCUCCUUCAAAAAAGAAAGGUGUGCACAAGCGAAGUCAUCAUCAGGGGCCCGAUGAUAUUUACUUGGAUGACCUAAAGGCUUUGGAACCUGAAGUUGCAGCGCUCUACUUUCCCAAAAGUGAUUCUGAUCCGGGCUUCAGGCAGUGGACAGAAUCAGAUACCCUUUCUGGUUCCCAGUCACCCCAGUCAGUAGGAAGUGCUGCUGCUGAUAGUGGUACAGAGUGCAUGUCUGAUUCCGCUAUGGACUUGCCUGAUGUUACGCUUUCGCUUUGUGGAGGUCUCAAUGAAAAUGGAGAGAUUUCUAAAGAAAAAUUCAUGGAACAUAUUAUUACUUAUCAUGAAUUUGCCGAAAACCCUGGACUCAUAGACAAUCCCAAUUUGGUAAUAAGGAUUUAUAACAGGUAUUACAACUGGGCGUUGGCUGCUCCAAUGAUUCUGAGUUUGCAGGUGUUUCAGAAGAGUUUGCCCAAGGCAACUGUCGAGUCUUGGGUCAAAGAAAAGAUGCCAAAGAAGUCUGGAAGGUGGUGGUUCUGGCGCAAGAGAGAAAGCAUGACUAAACAGAUACCAGAGGCGAAAGAGGGGAAAACUGAGACACAAAGAGCAAAUGAACUGCCAGCAACUAUAAAAGAGCAAGUUAAUAGUAGGCCUCCAGAAGAUGAUUCUUCUAGUGAUGAAGCAUCGCAGGAGUUGAAGGAAUCCCUGAAAAUAGAAUCUGCCCCAGCAGAGCAUCCAAGCCAUGGGAACAUAACGUCGUAUAAGAAGUCACUUAGGCUGUCUUCAGACCAAAUAGCAAAGUUGAAACUCAGAGAUGGCCCUAAUGAUGUUGUAUUUAGUAUUACAACCCAGUAUCAAGGGACUUGUCGUUGUGCGGGUACAAUAUAUCUCUGGAACUGGAAUGAUAAAAUCAUCAUAUCAGACAUUGAUGGAACAAUAACCAAGUCUGAUGCUUUAGGACACAUCCUCCCCCAGUUUGGCAAGGACUGGACUCAUCAGGGCAUUGCAAAACUCUAUCAUUCCAUAAAUGAAAAUGGCUACAAGUUUCUGUACUGUUCUGCCCGUGCCAUUGGGAUGGCAGAUAUGACCAGAGGAUACCUGCACUGGGUGAAUGACAAAGGAACGAUUCUCCCUAGGGGCCCACUCAUGUUGUCCCCCAGCAGUUUGUUUUCUGCCUUUCAUAGGGAAGUAAUAGAAAAGAAGCCUGAAAAGUUCAAAAUUGAAUGUUUGAAUGAUAUCAAGAAUUUGUUUGCUCCCAGUAAACAGCCUUUCUAUGCUGCUUUUGGAAACAGGCCCAAUGAUGUAUAUGCGUACAUGCAAGUGGGAGUUCCAGACUGCAGAAUAUUUACUGUGAAUCCAAAGGGUGAACUGAUCCAAGAACGGACUAAGGGAAACAAAUCUUCGUAUUACAGACUAAGUGAGCUCGUGGAACAUGUGUUCCCAUUGCUUAACAAAGAACAGAGUUCUGCAUUUCCAUGCCCAGAAUUCAGCUCCUUUUGCUAUUGGAGAGAGCCUCUUCCUGACCUGAACAUGGACGACCUGAUCUGAAACAUACGUCUCACCCAGAGUUGGAAAUUCGUAUUCAGCUACUCAACUUCAGUUUAAAUGUGAAGAACUUUCUUAACAAAGAUGCUAAUUUAUAUACUGGUACCAUAAGUCUUACUAAAGAAAUCACUUUAACUCUAUUGGUUUAAAACAAAGAAAAUGCAAAGCUACUGUCUGUUAUUUUUUAUGUGUGGGGUUGAUUGGUUUGUUUGUUUGUUUCUUUAUUGCUUGUCUUCAUAUAUGUGUGCUAAGGCACUUGAGAUUGGCCUGUCAUUUAUGAUCCUGGUACCCAAGUGCUUCAGGGCAACUAAAUGCUGAGGUAAACUGUGACUUUGCAUUUUCAUCAAUACAGACCUUAUUGUAAACAUAGAUUAUUUUUCUUUAAUUAGUCUUAAUAGUGUAUUUUCUAAAAUGAAGCCAAAAAGUGUAUGGAAACUGCCAAAAAGAAUGUCAGACCUAUUAAUUAAAAACAUGGUCUAAAGUUCAGAUGGGCAAUUAGGCCAUUUUUAAAAAGAGCCAGAACCGAAGACCAGUGUGCUCUUUCUCAGCUAGAAUACAGAAAAUGUGGAGACUUUACUAGCCUGACAGACUCUGAAGACAUAAAAUUCCUCUUCAAAUGUAAAUAUGCCUUUUGUUACAUGUACAAGUGCAGACUUGUGCACACUCUAUUACUUUUUUUACAUAAAAUGCUUAAAUGUGUUAAAUUUCCAUCAAGAAGAAUCUUGAACAUUUCUGUAAGAGUUGGGGAGCUGGCAUUUUUAUUUCCUUUUUCAGCACAGAGAUGAUGCAUAUGUGUGUAUGCUGUGUAGGCCAGUAAAACGUAUGUACAGAUUAUAUUCAGGGAAUUGUAAUACUAAAAAAACCUAUGUAUUUAAUUUUUUAAUUGUCUGUUGCAGGUCUUUCCAGAAUUCUGUAUUGCAGGUUUUCGGUAUCUGGAAGGAAAUGCAGCUCAAUAGUGAGAUUCCAGGUAUGAGAAUGGUUAAAUGCUGCAGAGCAGAAUAAUUUCUUUUUUUCCUUUUUAUUUUUUCUUUUUAAGUUUUAGGUUAUUCAUAAACAUUAUGCUGGUCAUUCCUCAGGUGAAGAUCCAAGCUUGUGAACAAAUUGCAUUCCAAGUCUAGUGUUUAUCAGCUGUGAAAGCAGCUAGUGUUUCUCUCUCCAAAAAUACUUGAAGGCAAAGGUAGUUCUGCUUUUUUGAGUUAGUGACUUUAACCUCCUUCGGACAAAUCUAUGGUGAGAAUUUAUCAUUCCACCAGCCCAGAGGGCUUAAGGAAUGCAGUCAUUUCAACAUCAGUCCUGGGCUUUCUGGGCGCAUAGUCUUUUCUGUCACUCCUUAAGCAAGGAGUCACUCCUGGGGCCAUGCACUAAAGACCCUUCUGGGGCAACAUCCAGAAUUUCCACCAGGCUCCAGGGCGAGCUCUCCCCCACGCAUCUCUCCCAGUGGGGACAGGGAUGUCUGCAGGGAAGUGUGAGUCAUCUUCAGAAGACGUUGGUACCUACUACCCAGUGUUCCACCUGCUGCGGUGCCUAUGCCAGGGCUGCUUUUCUCAGAAACGCCUUGGGCAGGCCCUUCUCCUUACUUGGGCAGGCCCUUCUCCUUACUUGGGCAGGCCCUUCUCCUUACUUGGGCAGGCCCUUCUCCUUACUUGGGCUGAAUGUAGCUGAGGGGCUCUGUGUCUCACUAGCUGCAAAAGAGGGUUAUACACCCCCUCUCCAGGAAUAUUUUCUUUAUUGGGCUGAGUGUCUUAACCCACGGUUCAGGUUAACACCAGCUAAUGCUAGAGUGCUGGUGAACUGCUUGAGGGGAGAUAACUUUUACAUUACUAUAUAAACAAAAUGACUUUUUGUGGUGUAUUCCUGUGUUUAUAAGACAUUAAACGAAGAGUGGGGGCACGUAAAAUCAGCAUGGAACCUGUCUUUUGAAGUAGGAGUGUUAGAGUGGGAAAGAAAACACACCUGUCUGUCACGGUGUGCCAUGUGUGUCACUUAACUGAAAGGCAUCUUUGCUCUUGUACAGAGAGAAUGAUACUUUCUGUGACUGUUUCAGCAGAUUCAUGGUCUUGUCAACAAUCUACUCAGUAUUCCAGUAGAUUUCACAGGGUGCAACUCAAAGGAUAUUUUGCUCGUGCUGCUUUUUUUUUUUUUUACUGUCAGAAGCUUACAAACAUCAUUCCAUGUAUUUUUUUUUUGUUCCUUUUCUUUUAUUCCGUAGCUUUCAUUAGAAGCUGCAAUUUUCAUGAUCACCAAGUGCUUUGAAUAUCAAUGGGAUUUGAGGUUUUAAGUCACUUUAAGACUUUAAAAUAAAUAAGAAUCCAACCUGACAAAGUAUUUUUAAUUACAAGAUGAAAUAUUCUAUCUGAAGAUUUUAUCUUACAUAAAGGGAGUGAAGCUGCCUUUCCUGAAACAGUCCUUUGUGGAUGUCAAAAUUUUCUUUACCAUGCUCAACUUAUUCUUGGUGGCCUCAGUAUUACACAGGUUUUUCUAAAAAAAAAAAAAAGCACUGCAUGAAACUGGGAUGAGUUCCCAAAUGGGGGAGAGAUUGUUGCCAAGGUUUGGCUGUAUCUUUCUCAGUUUUGUUUUGGUUUUUUUUUCUUUUUAAACUUGGUUAAUUUUUUUCUUCCAUUCCAUUCAUUUUUUCAGAUUGUCAUAAAGAUAAGCUGUGGAUUUUAAGGUGGUGACUUGAGUAAAUGAGCAGUGUGGAAAAAUAGUAUCAAGUAUAUCUCCAAAUGCAUAUACUUUAAGCUGGUAUGGAUGUGGGGGUUGUAUGGUUGUAGAGAGCUCCUCAUUCUGCUGACCUGUUAUUUUGCAUUACAGAGAUGCCCAAAAAGUGGCUUAGCUUAAAAUUUUGCUUUUUUUGAUCUGUAAAAGCUACAGUUUUGGUUUAUUAAUAAAAUGUAAAGGUGUUCUUGAGUAUUUCUGAUAUGAGUAGGGCGAGGUUUUUGUUUUGUUUUUCUUUUCUAAACCUGGCUUGUAUUUGAAGCUUUUCAGAUUGCUUGUUAAACCUGUUUAGGGACAGAAUAUGGGGGCACUGUACCUGUCACUGCAUACCAAUGGAAUUUGGACUGCUGGGCACUUUAGAAAAGAUAUCUCAUUACUAUCAAACCUGUAGGCUUGUGCUGCAAUAUUAAUAUGAAGUGGAGUAAAUAAGAAUUAUGCAUUGGCCUGUCCUUUGUUACCUUAGUCGAGAGAAGUGGCCUGAAACUAAUGUCUGAGAACAAGCUGUGCUGUAGUUAUUUAAAAUUAGCGCAAGCUAAAUAAUUCUUUCUGUGAAAGAGGAACUUCUAAGUGUGUGUGCCUGUAGGCGCACGCACACCCCUGUUAAGACUGUGUUGUUGAAGAUGCAGAUCCUCUUAGCAUUGGAACCGUGUCAGAGGUUGAGUCAAUGAUACUUAUCUGGGAGUACAUAAGGAAUAUUGCAAUUCAGAACUUGUCAGUGACUUGGACAUUACCCGUUUCUAGAAUGCUAUAAAGAUCAGUAACUUAAGUGGUACACAUUUCUGGAUUUUUAUUUUCUGUACCAAGCAUGUUUGUACUUCAAAAGGUUGGGCGCUCACCCCUAAGAGUACACAAUGGCAUGUGCAGUGUUGGCUCGUGUAUCCUUAGCUUCCUGUCAUCGGUAUACUCCUUCUAAAACUUUUUAUUUUUCAACUGGAAAAGUUUUAACACUUGUGUCAACUCUGUUAUGGAACUUAUGAAGCAAACUCUGAAUCUGCUUAUGGUGAAGACAAAAAGAGAUGAGAUUUCAUGUUAAUAUUUCAUACAAGUCUUCUAGAAAAUGCUGUUGUAUGAAUGCAAGUUGUUUAAAUUACUGUAAUGGUAAUUCAUAAUGAAACAUCAAAAAUACAUAAGGAAUUUGAGAUGCCUUUAAGUGUCACUUUUGCCUGAAGAAGUUUUAGUUUCCAAAGUUAAAUUCUGCUGAAUAGAAUGGAAUUGUUGUUUUGGAUUUUUUAUACAGUGUUAAUUACUUCCAGAUGAAAGCUAAAAUGCUGGUUUAUUUUGAGGGUGGGAAAACUCUUCAAUCAUUUCUUUCGUUUUUAUGUUGAAGAUGUGAAAUACUUGAUUGUUAAACAACCCAAUCACUAAUAAGGUAGUGUGUUUAAAAUAGUCAAAUCUGUGAUAUACCAAUACAGUGGUUUUUGUUAAGACUGGACUAUCUUGGGUACAGUAACCCACACUUCAGUGCAAUGUUUAUGGAUGUUCAGAACAAUGUUAUCACAAUAAACAAACUUAAACUAA